Hemiscyllium ocellatum (epaulette shark) is the source of this 1717-nucleotide messenger RNA. Its product is annotated as zinc-binding protein A33-like. The record is from RefSeq and is a predicted model, not a curated record. The transcript is spliced from 6 exons. Lineage: Eukaryota; Metazoa; Chordata; Chondrichthyes; Orectolobiformes; Hemiscylliidae. Gene Ontology annotation, molecular function: protein binding; zinc ion binding. The coding region runs from base 77 to 1498 and encodes 473 amino acids.
CCACAACUUUUAAAAAGGAGAGGGGGGGGGGCGGGAAGAAGGGUAGUGUUAGUACUUGGUUGGGGAGUGUUGCUUCAUGUCUUGUGGUGAAGAGAAUGGGAAUUACGGGGAAGCCCUUGUCUGUCCCCUCUGCCUCGGGUUGUUUGUGGAGCCUGUUCUGGUGGACUGCGAGCGGAACUUCUGCCGCUCCUGCAUCGUGUCCUACAGGGAGGCGCAGGGCGGCUCGGUGUGUUGCCCGCAGUGCGGUGUGAGCACCCCGCGGCUGCUGCUGCAGCCGAACCGCGUGCUGCGGAACGUGGUGGAUAAGAUUCGGCGGCUGACCAGCCCGCAGCAGGAGCUGAGCGAGGAGGAGAGGCGCCUGUGUCCGGAACACCAGGAGAAGCUGACCCUGAUCUGUGAGACGGACGGCAUGAUUAUCUGCCUGGUGUGCAGGGACUCCAAGCUUCACAAGCAGCACCAGUUCAGGGAGCGAGCUGAAUUCCUGGCCACCUGCAAGAAUAAAGGAAACAUGCUGUUAAACUCUCUCAACCAGAAGGUGGUCUCUUUGAAAGAUGUGGUGCAGAAACAAGUCCUGGAGAUUGCACAGACGAAAGAUGUCGGCUGCAGUCUGAUCUGCCACAUUGCUCAGCAGUUUGCUGACAUGCACAAGUUCCUCAAUGAGCAUGAGCAGCAGCUCCUGGAGAAGCUGGAGGCUCAUGUGGAAGGGAACCUGGCGGAAAUGGAAAGGAACCUGGCAAAGCUGCGGGCACUGCUCUUCUCCACUGAGCAGGACAUCGUGUGUAUUCAGGCUAAACUGGAUCAAGGUGAAUUGGCAUCUCUUAAGGAGGUUGGCUCUUGGAGGGACAGGGAUUCUGAAGAGAUGCUUACUGCUCUGCCUGGGAAUGUGUGCCUGGGAACAUACAAAGGUCCAUUACAGUACAAGCUAUGGAGAGAAAUGAAGAGUGCCAUCCACCCAGUUCCCCACAGCCUGACCCUGGAUCCUCAAACUGCAAACCCUUGGCUCCUGCUGGCGGAUGACCUGACCAGUGUGACUGUCAUUGAAACCAAGCAGAUUCUCCCUGAUGGCCCGGCCAGGUUUGACGUGUGCGUGUCCGUCCUGGCCACACAGGGUUUCACAACGGGUAUGCACUACUGGGAGGUGGAGGUGAGCGGCAAGUCCAAGUGGGACCUGGGUGUGGCCAGAGAAUCCAUUAACAGGAAGGGGGACAUCGCUUUGAAGCCAGAGAAUGGCUACUUGGCAAUUUCCCUGAGCAACGGAGGGCAGUACUGUGCUCUGACCUCCCCCACUAUCACUCCCCUACCCCUGAGUGGCACACCCAGUCAGAUUGGCAUUUACCUGGACUACGAGGGAGGCCAAGUGUCCUUUUACAAUGCCACUGACUUUGCUCAUCUCUACACCUUCACUGAGACCUUUACUGAGAAAAUGUUCCCUUACUUUUGCCCCUGUCUGAAUGAUGGGGAUAAUGGUGCCCCCCUCUCUGUGGUUUCCUCUCGGUAGAUUAUUUUUCAAGUUCUGUUUAAUGCUAGCACCUCCCUAGGUUGGUGUCAAAUUGGGGAAAACACUUGAGUGCACCUGGGGUGACAAAGUGGGAGCAAUAAACCAAACUAUUCUAAUUAAUUUUCUAACCUUUAUUGGCAAUGCAUCCAGAGUGCAUUGAGUGAACUCUGCUGUAUAUACAAUCUGUAAUGCCUGACCGAGUGUUUCUAGCCUACCUGU